Betta splendens (Siamese fighting fish) is the source of this 3247-nucleotide messenger RNA. RefSeq names its product UBX domain protein 6 (gene ubxn6). NCBI's taxonomy places the organism in Eukaryota, Metazoa, Chordata, Actinopteri, Anabantiformes, Osphronemidae. Gene Ontology annotation, molecular function: protein binding. The record is from RefSeq and is a predicted model, not a curated record. The coding region runs from base 145 to 1458 and encodes 437 amino acids. The transcript is spliced from 11 exons. Gene Ontology annotation, cellular component: cytoplasm.
GGGGGCGACACGACGCCAAAGAGCCGGAAGCAGUUUAGUGCCCGUUUUGUUUUGGUCCUCCUGUUAGCAGAGGCUAGCUAGCUAGCUAGCGUUCACAUCAGUUCGGGGUUCCACGGUCAUAUUUUUCCUGCCCAGCUGGAGGAGAUGAAGAAGUUUUUGGAAGGAUUUAAGACGGACAUUAAGUUUAAAUCGGCGGGACCUGGAAAGAAAUUGACAGAAGACACCAGGACCAAAGCUGAGGGGGUGCAGAGCAGCUCCAACGUCAAGCAUAAUCGCCAUGCUCCCAGUGAAGGGGCCCAGAGGGCUGGAGCCGCAGCUCUGGCCAGGAUUGAACAGCAUCAGCGACCUAAGGUCCACACCUCUCAGGAUGUUAUCAGGAACCAGGUUAAGAAGGAGCUGGAGGCAGAGGCAGCUGCACUAGCUGAAAAAGAAAAGUCAGCAACAGCAGAGGGGUCCAAAGUAAAAGAUUCGGGCACUCUGUCCGUGUCUGGUGUGUAUUUCACCUGUCCACUAACUGGAGCCACUUUAACUAAGAGUGAGAGGGAAGUUCACAUUAAAGAGGCAAUUUUAAUGAGGUUUGAGGAGGACCCAGUUGAAGCUUCUGUUAUGAUGAUGCACACGUUUAACAAAGACAGAGAGAAAGUAAAGGCUGCUGUGGAAAUUAUAAGCAAAUAUGUGGAAAAUAUAUGUAAGAAUCCAACUGAGGAGAAAUACAGGAAGAUCAAACUCAGCAACAAGGUGUUCCAGGAGAAAGUACGUUCUGUGGAGGGAAGCAGAGAGUUUCUACAGGCCUUGGGCUUCAUAAGUGUUAUGCUUAAUGUAGAGGGUCAAGAGGAGGAAGAAGAGUUCCUAGUGUUACCAGAGCAGAGUACCGAUGCCCUGGAGCUGAUGAAGGAGAGGAGGGAUCGACUUCACAGAGGAGAACCAGUGAGAGCUCAGCUGGACAGACAACAUCAGGCUUUCAGACCUUCUCCUAAUGCACAGCGCUUUGAGCUGCCACCAGAGUUCUACAAUCUGACUGCAGAGGAGCUCAAGAAGGAGCAGCAGCAGAGGAGUGAUUUGGUGGAAAAGAACGCAAUGCUGCGUACAAAGGCCAUGAGGGAGAAAGAUGAGCAGAGGGAGAGAAGGAAAUACAACUACACCCUGCUCAGGAUCAGGCUGCCUGAUGGAAACCUGCUUCAAGGGACCUUUUAUGCGUGGGACCGGCUACCUGUGCUGUUCGAGUUCGUAAGGGAGUCUCUGGUGGACAGCUGGCAACCCUUUGAGCUCAUUGGUCCUGGAGGACAAAAGCUGCGAGAGUCUGAGGAUGUUGCUCUUGCAGAGUGUAGCUUGGUGCCAGCAGCUUUGAUCACCUUUGCCUGGGAUGCAGCUGUACAAGCAGACAUUGCAGCUGCAGGUGGAAAGAGUCCCACCCUUCUCAAACCAGAGCUGCUGGAAAGUAUUCAGAGCCUGAGCUGAGUAGACACACCCUGAACUCUCCCUGCUACCUCCCUCCCUUUCACCACAGCGGUGAAACUAAUGAUGAGAUAUUCUUACAAAUGCUAACAUGCGUUCGUAGCAGUGAUAGAACAGGGCCAACGUAUCUUUCCCUGCAUGCUCUGCUGAGCGCACCCUUCUCUCUUGGCUGUAAGGAUAAUUUCACCCUACAGUGUUGUUAUACGAAGCGCCACAAGCAGAUUUAAGGAGGAACAAGGGACAGGUGUUGUUGUCCUGAAUGUGUGUGCUGUCUCUAAACAGACUGAGUCCUUGUACCUUGCAGUCAGCCAGUCAGGUUACUUUGUGUGGCAUGUUAAGAGACCUGGUUAUAACUGUGUUACCUCUUUCUCCUGUCAUUUUUAAGUGAGUAGCUUUCAUUUCAUUUGCUUCCAUUGGUGGGUUAGCAAAAUGAACACACAAAACCGCACAGUCAUGUAGAAGAAAUUAAAUAUAAGUGAAGAGAUACCACCAAUAUAGUGAAUUGGUGGUAUCUCAGCACUGUCAAUAGCUUGUUAUGUACAAAGAGCUGCAGUGUGUGAUUGCACUGGCUUCAAUCAAGACUUGAAAUGCUUACGAUUUUCCAAGUGGUGUUCAAGAUUUGUCUGUACUGAUGAUCGGCUGUACUCGUUUUAAACGAUAGGAGUCAACACACAAGCUUCUGUUGGUUGUUUGUCUUCUGCUCUGCAGUGGCCCCGUCUUCUUUGGUGUUGGCUUUUGUGGUUACUUUAAAAAUUAAAAGUGCAAAUGGAGAUUUGUCCAAGUCAGGAAUUGUAAAACAGACAUUGUUCUUAAUAAUUUGAUGUAAAAUGUGAAGCAAAAAAUGUAUUUUCUUUAAAACAUUAGAAAACACUAUCGAACAUCCAUAUUGCUUUAUCCACACUACUCCAGUAACAAAGGCUCACUGCAGCAGCUUCUUAUGGCACACAGGCAUCAUUAUGUUAAAGUUGACAGCACAGAUGUCUGAUGUCCUGAUGCUUUAUGUCCGUUAUGUUGGAAUUAAACAUAUUUACAUGAGAUAAAAGGCUUUUGGUCUAAACGAUUUUAUGAAAAUAACAUUUAUAGCCUCAAUUGUCCAACCAAUUCAAUGAGAAAUCAAAGUAGCUAAUAUAAGUGAAGUAUUAGAUUUACUCCCAACGUUCUAUUUUUGUUUUUGCUGAGCGAGAAGAUAGACGAGGUAAAUCUGUACAAGCAACUAUAGUUCCUCUUCUUGUGGUUGGUCGAGAUGACAACCUACCUCUUAUCACUUGGCUUUCUUCCCAAGUGAGCUGAAGAUAAAUACUUUUUGAUAUAAUUGUAUAAUUUUCUUACAUCCCCUUCAACAUGCACAACGGUUGAACUGUCCAUUUCAUGCAGACUACUGUGCACAGUGCAAGACAGAGUUGAUAUUAGGGCCUAGUCAGACCUGUACAUGACUGCACUUCCCUGCUGUAUCCAACUCCUCUACAUUUAUGCAGCAAAAGCCUAUUUUAUUUAAUCUGCAUUGUAUUUUGUGAAUCGAUGUGACCUGUCCAGAUGUUCUGAUGCUUAUCCUGUCGGUAAUAAAAACUGCUUGCACUGCAUUGAGUUUAACUUCAGCCUAUCUAAAUGAAACAUAGCUAAAUUAUUGCCAGUGGUAUAUGAGUAGUAAAAGAUGCAGUGUUAGACAAAUUUAAUAUCUUUAACACUAAACUGGAGAAUCUGUGAAAAUGUGAUUUCUUAAAUGUAAACAGUAGUGUUUAAGUAGUAAAUGCUUUUUUGUUGUUGUUACUUCACUUAAAAACACUUUGUUGGA